Messenger RNA from Prunus armeniaca (apricot), 624 nucleotides. Lineage: Eukaryota; Viridiplantae; Streptophyta; Magnoliopsida; Rosales; Rosaceae. The record is from the annotation of a GenBank genome assembly.
AUGGCUAAACUUCAAGAACAUAACAACCUACUAUCGUCUAAACCUGCAGACUUCGAGUUGGCAGAGAAAAAGCAAAAAGGGGCAAAGGCAACGCUUGCACCCUCCAAACAGCUGGUAGUCCCAGCUCACAGGGACCAACCUCAUUUACCGAAAAAGGUCUACACCGAUUGUCGCCACCGACUUAACGACAAGGAAGUCGAGAGACAGGGAUCUCCGAUUAGGAUCAAUGCUCACUUAAGAGACUCCCGAAUGGGGGUUCUGGGAAACAAGUCAUCUAUUCGGAAGGUACGAGGUCUGGAAUCCACCGCAGAAUCAGACCAUGAAUAUGUCCCCUCCAAGACCCAUGGGACAACUUACCAUUCAGCAACACCGACACGGUACUCUAAGGCCAAGCAAUUGAAUCCGCGGAGACAUUCAGAGGACUAUGAUUCCGAGGAGAUUCCUAGCAGAGGUCCCGUCGUUCGACUUUUUUUUCAAAAGGUUCAAAAGAUGGAGAACGACUGGACCCGCUCUCAGGAGCUCGACUGGGAAAGCUUCGGCCAGGGCCAUUCACCGAACGCAUCAGGCAUUCCCGGUAGGAUAGGGAUGUGCAGCCGCUGCACAUACUGUUCUACACCGAUGUAG